Messenger RNA from Dendronephthya gigantea, 889 nucleotides. RefSeq lists its product as uncharacterized. The coding region runs from base 329 to 889 and encodes 186 amino acids. The record is from RefSeq and is a predicted model, not a curated record. NCBI's taxonomy places the organism in Eukaryota, Metazoa, Cnidaria, Anthozoa, Malacalcyonacea, Nephtheidae. The transcript is spliced from 2 exons.
GUAGGCGGGACUUAUUUCGCUACUUCCUUACGCUUUGACUUUCAACAUCUGAUUUUUAUAUGGGCGUGGUCGGCAGUAAGGUCGCAGUCCUCAGAACGUGCAUUCUAAUUGGUUGACCUGUAGCCAAUAAAAAUCGUUCCCAUGUAAACGUCAUAGGCGCUCUCUGUAUGAAUUUAUUAUUAUUAUACACUCGCUCGCUGGGCUGGCUACAUCAAAUCAUCGGUUAUUUCCUAAAAUAGUGUUUUUCGCUUCUACGUUCGCUCGCUGGCUUCAUCGGUUCUUUCUUAUAAAAGUUCUUUGAGGGACAACUUCGGGUUAUAUAUUAUUUAUGGCGUCUUCCGGCCUAUCUGAUGUCGCAGCGGAAGAAGGGGGAGCAGAUACGACAAAAGCCAAGCUAACCUCAGGAUGGUCCAAGUGUGGCAAGGGUUCCUGUCCAAAUUGUGGUUUGCAAUAUAGUUGCCGUUACAAGCCACCAAGUUGUUCAGGAUGCAAUUUUGAGCUUGGAGGAUCAUAUGUCCCUAAAAAAAAGCCUCGUCCAUUGCUGCCUAAGUGUACCUUGGUGGUGCAGCCAUCAGACGGGUUAUCAAUCUACUCGGUUAAUACCAGUACCCAUGAUGAUCGAUGUAUUGUGGUUCGUGAAGAGGCUUCAUCUAUGUGUCAGCAUCACCUGUGUAAACAGAAUAGAGCCAUUCAUAUUAACAGCCAAAAAGUGGCAAGCUUUAGUUGUCAGCAUUUGGAAUCCACCAGAGAUUGUACAACUCCUCUUCAGACAUUCAAUGGGAUAUCAGAUGAGGUCAUUUCCAGUUAUCUCUGUGAUGAUGAAACAAAAAAAACCCUGGCAGAAGUGGCAAGAGGGUCCACAAUAGGUUUUUCGGGAUGCGGGAAAUAG